UCCUCAUUGCAUCCUUCACAUUUACGCUCUAAACCACACACACUUCAACACACUUACUGUGUGUUAGGGUUUUCGCUUUCUACUUAUAUAGUAAGUAUUACUUACACUGGUUUAUAUCUUUGAAUAUCAAAUGGGUUUAACGUCGCUUCAAGUUUGCAUGGACUCGCCCGACUGGUUUCAGGGCACAAUUCCGGAGGAAGCAGGAAUGGACUCAUCGUCACCAUCAGGAAUGACAGAUCCUAUGCUUGCAUGUUCCCGCCCGUUAAUGGAGCGUAGGCUCCGCCCACAACACGAUCAAGCCCUCAAAUGUCCACGUUGUGACUCCACACACACCAAAUUCUGCUACUACAACAACUACUCACUCACUCAACCCCGUUACUUCUGUAAAACGUGCCGCCGGUACUGGACCAAAGGCGGCACGCUACGUAACAUCCCUGUUGGUGGCGGCUGCCGAAAAAACAAAAAAAUCUCUUCAAGUUCCAAGAAAUCCACUUCGGCAGCCGCCAAUAACAGUAACAGUAACGAUAACAAUAUCAUCCACCAACACCAGCACCAACACCAGCAAAACUCACAUUUGAUCAACCUAAACCCAACCCUAAACCCUAAUGCUAACCCUAAUCAUAACCAUAGCCAUAACCAUCAUCAGUUGAUUAUGAACUCGACUGAUCUUCAACUGUCCUAUCCGGACUCAACGAUGCAGUUUUCGGCGAAUAAUUUGUUUGGCAUUGGGACUUCUAGUAAUAUUCCGAGUUUUAUGUUUGAGAAUUUGAAUGGGAGUGCUACUAGGGCUAUUGACUUCAUGGAGAAUAAUGGUGGUGGUGGUGGUAGUCAGUUGAUGGGGAUGAUGGGUAGCGGUGGUUACGCGGCGGAGAUGGGUGGUGUGAAUGUGAUGGGACAAAAUUAUCAUGGUGGUAAUCUUUGUUCACCUUUUGGUGGAAUGACACUUGAUUCUAUUAAUAAUCCUUUUAUGGAAAGAGGUUUGAUUGCAUAUAAUAAUGAUGGGAAUGAUGUGAAUGAGGAUGCAAUUAGUUCUCUUGAUGUAAAGCCAAAGCUUUUGGCUUUAGAAUGGCAAGAUCAAACUGGUGGUGGUGCGAGUUCUGGCGGCGGAAGUGGUGGUGCGUACCUGACGGGUAUUGGGUCGUCGUGGGGCGGGUUAAUGAGCGGGUAUGGACCGUCAGCGACGAACUCAUUGGUGUAAUGGGUUCGGAUCAUGGGUUAGGGUUUGAAGGUUUUAGUAUGAAUGGGAUUCCAAAAAUGACUGCUUUGGUGGAAUUUGGAUCUUGGUUUUUUAAUUAAUAUUAUUAUUAUUAUAUAUUUAGUAGUGUUGGUGGAUGUAUUUUAAUCGACAUUCAGGAUUGUAGGAUUUUGUGACACGUUAAGAAAGCAAAUUAGUGUGUUUUUUAAUGUUUUUAAAACUAAUAUCCAAGUGAUAUAUGAUCUCUUUAAGAUUC
This is a messenger RNA of Helianthus annuus (common sunflower), 1451 nucleotides long. RefSeq names its product dof zinc finger protein DOF5.6. The coding region runs from base 131 to 1198 and encodes 355 amino acids. Gene Ontology annotation, biological process: regulation of DNA-templated transcription. The record is from RefSeq and is a predicted model, not a curated record. Lineage: Eukaryota; Viridiplantae; Streptophyta; Magnoliopsida; Asterales; Asteraceae. Gene Ontology annotation, molecular function: DNA binding; DNA-binding transcription factor activity. The transcript has 2 exons.